This is a messenger RNA of Dendroctonus ponderosae (mountain pine beetle), 1403 nucleotides long. RefSeq names its product non-structural maintenance of chromosomes element 4 homolog A. NCBI's taxonomy places the organism in Eukaryota, Metazoa, Arthropoda, Insecta, Coleoptera, Curculionidae. The coding region runs from base 424 to 1329 and encodes 301 amino acids. Gene Ontology annotation, cellular component: Smc5-Smc6 complex; nucleus. Gene Ontology annotation, biological process: DNA repair. The record is from RefSeq and is a predicted model, not a curated record. The transcript has 5 exons.
GCUACGCCGAAAUACUUCAAUUGAGAUUAGGAGUAUGUUUAUGUUCAAUUUGAUAUAUUGCAAAUAUAUCGAACUGAAUAUUAAGCAUCUUUUAAUCUCAAUUGUAGUAUUGGCUCGCCGACAAUAACAAAUCCUGAAUACACAGUAGUAAGGACGCAAACCCAGCAAUGACCACAGAACAUCCGGGGGGAGGGGGGUACUUUGGGGCAAUGACGUUAGAGAGUCGGAAGCAGCUAAUAGAUGGCGACAGUAUCAGUAAAAAACCUUGUUAUCAUUUUGUGCAAGGGAGUGGGCAAUCUAUAGUUGUCUUCAUCUAUGGUUAGGGUCACAAAAUAUCCCCCCUAUGUAUGUUCUGUGGUUAGGGUAAGAAACAGCUGUAGGGUGGAUGAAAACAAGUAAUGAGCUGUAGGGCUCCGCCACAUCAUGAACUGCAGUGGAAUACAGGAAAACGUGAGUUCCAACUUGCGGAGCCAACAGAACCGCAAGCUGGCAUAUCGGGAAUUGUUGAGCAGAACCGAGAAGCUAGACGAAGCGGGCGAUAUGGGUCUGGAAACCGCCCAAGAGAUCGGUGAUAUUCUCCAGCAAGCCAACGCGCUGAAUGAAGAGGUGCGGAUCGAAGAUCGAGUGCAGAACGCCGACGAGACUUUGCUAGACUUCAAAGUGAUCUCUUCGGCUAGUGAGAUUAUGAAAAAAUGCAUCCAUUCUGUGGAUGUCUUCACUGCUACAUAUGAGCCUGCGGAGUUCGCCCUGAAGCUGACGCAAUACAUGAACGAGGAGAGUGAAGAACCAGAUUUAUGUACACUGAUGUCAUUGGCCCGUUUGAUAGUGCCGGAGGUGCCCCUUGAGCGGCAUCUAUAUGGAGCGUAUGACCUGGCCAACGUGCCGCAACCCAAGCAGAAGGAACGCUCCCAGAGAGCACCGACCGAAAAAAUGGCAAGAAAGGCACCUGAGAAAGUGGUGAGCGUCGAUCAGGAAGAGGCCCAUAUACAGAAAAUCGUCGAAAGCAUGAACAGCGUGCUGAACGAGGCGUACAAAUGCAACCAUCAACGUCCUAUUAAUUACUACGACUAUAUCAUCGACACUGAGAGCUACGCAACCACCAUAGAGAACAUGUUUUACUUUGGCUUUCUGAUUCGGGACGGCAAGGCCUCCUUGGACUUGGUUGACCUGGUGCCGAUGAUCAAGCCAAUGAAGAAACACCAAGCCGAAGCGCACCGAGCCAAUGGGGGGCAGAAUUCCCAAAUUAUUUCCUCCAUUAACAUGGACACUUGGGAGAAAUUCACUAAAGAAGGGCUACUGCAAAAACACAGGAUAUCCAGCAACAACUAAGACUGGCGGUUUAUGUAAAAACUGUAUUUUCCUAAAUAUAAUAAAUUAUGAAUCAUCAAAGGUCAUCCGGCCGA